This is a messenger RNA of Trifolium pratense (red clover), 879 nucleotides long. RefSeq lists its product as uncharacterized. Bases 1 to 879 code for a protein of 292 amino acids. NCBI's taxonomy places the organism in Eukaryota, Viridiplantae, Streptophyta, Magnoliopsida, Fabales, Fabaceae. Gene Ontology annotation, molecular function: RNA-DNA hybrid ribonuclease activity; nucleic acid binding. The record is from RefSeq and is a predicted model, not a curated record. The transcript has a single exon.
AUGUUAUGGGAACUCAAUGUCGCACCUAAGCAUAGCCAUUUCUUAUGGAGAGCUCUAAAUGAAGCUAUCCCUGUUAAGGGAAACCUUUUUAAAAAGGGUGUUAAAUGUGACCCUCUAUGUCCUAGGUGUUUUAACCAUGUUGAAACUAUUCAUCAUGCCUUUCUAGAUUGUGUCUGGGCCAAACAACUAUGGUUUUCAUCAACUCUCACCAUCAAUCUAAACCACUGUCAUUAUACUAAUCUACAUGACUGGGUGCUACACAUGUUCAAACAAACAGACAAAGCAAGCAGAGAGAUUAUUACUGCUACUCUCUAUGGUAUCUGGUACGCAAGGAAUUUGCUAGUUUUUCAAGGAAAAAACUUACCUCCUCAUGAAGUCAGCACCACUAUCCUAGCUCAGCUACAAGAAUUCCAAUGUCACUGCAUAAAAAAAAACAUAGUGAAUCAAAACCAUUCAACCGGUAAUAGCAGUAACAAUAAAUGUUGGAGUCCUCCUCCUAAGGGUACUGUGAAAAUUAAUGUGGAUGCUCACCUUGGUGAUGGCCAUUGGUUUUCAGGGCUCAUUCUUAGAAGGUGGGAUGGGAACGCAAUUGGAGCUACUACUCGGUUGCAUGCGGGAUCGGAUGAAAUCAUUCAAGGCGAAGCUUAUGCUAUUAAUGAUGCGUUGGAUUUGGUGGAAAAGCUUUGCUUACCGGAAGUCAUAAUCGAAUCAGACUCUCAGAUCUUUGUGAAUUUGGUGAAGAAGACAAGGGUGAGGAAGAAUUGGGGUCGUAUAGUCGAGCGAUGCAUUUCUUUCCUCGAAGCAAACCCUAGCUCUUCAAUUUCUUGGGUCAAUAGAGUAAGGAAUCGGGUUGCCCAUGAAUUGGCUAAAUGGGCUUAG